Drosophila sechellia is the source of this 881-nucleotide messenger RNA. It is a transcript of the gene PSMG1, whose product is annotated as Proteasome assembly chaperone 1. The transcript has 3 exons. NCBI's taxonomy places the organism in Eukaryota, Metazoa, Arthropoda, Insecta, Diptera, Drosophilidae. Gene Ontology annotation, molecular function: proteasome binding. Bases 81 to 788 code for a protein of 235 amino acids. The record is from RefSeq and is a predicted model, not a curated record. Gene Ontology annotation, cellular component: endoplasmic reticulum. Gene Ontology annotation, biological process: proteasome core complex assembly.
GAUGACUUGAAAAAAACAUAGUGACCGGAAUUCAGCUCAUCAUUAUAAUUUCUCCUUUUUAUUAAUUCACAACAGACACGAUGAGCUGUCCAGGAUUUGGAGAACUAAAUAUACCCUCAUCGCGUGCCUUCUGGGACGACUGCGAGGAGGAUGAAUUGGAGAACCUAAAGCCGGUGGAGAAGCUGCAGCUGAAGUUCGACGAUGAUUGCGAUGGGGAAGCUGCCACUGUGGAGAGCGAGAUGCUGGUGGUCAUUGAGGGCAUCAACGUCACUCACUUCGCCUCCUCUCUGCUGGCAAAAGAUGCAAAGCGCGUGUGCGCCAUUCCUGCCAAUAACUCGACCCUGCACUGGAGUCAUUCAUCCAAACAGUUGCUGGCCAUAAUCAACGAGGACCUGACCAGUAGCGGCGAGGUUGCGGAACUCCUACUACCGUACGUUAAGCUAGCAAAGAAAGUGAUCACUUUGACGCUUAAGCCAAAGGUCGAGUUCAAAAGCGAGGACAUCCAGCUCUACCGGGAUCACAUUGCCGUUGUCCGCGGCAUAGGUGCCAACCAGAAGGAAAUCACUGAACUAGAGGCUCCUAACUUUAUUGCUGGAGUUGCAGCAGGCGUUGCCAGUUGGCGGGAUCAGAUGGAGUUGCCCGUUACCUCCUUCGUUAUUUACACAGACAAGCUACCCCUAGACUCCACAGCUGCCCAGCCAGUGAUCAAAGUACUUCAAGGCGCUGGCGUGGCCUGCAGCUCAAGCUACAUCCCUCCGCGCAAGGAGAGCUCUUAUUUGUACAUGUGAAACUACUUUUGGCUGCUCAACUUCCUAGUUUUAAUGCUUGUAAAAAUGAUGCGGUUGCGGAAUAAAAAUCGAACUACUUAAGUACUUCAAAAA